Messenger RNA from Myotis daubentonii (Daubenton's bat), 201 nucleotides. It is a transcript of the gene DEFB134, whose product is annotated as defensin beta 134. Lineage: Eukaryota; Metazoa; Chordata; Mammalia; Chiroptera; Vespertilionidae. The record is from RefSeq and is a predicted model, not a curated record.
AUGAAGCCUCUCCUCAUUGUAUUUGUCUUUCUCAUCUUCUGGGACCCAGCGCUGGCAGGCAUGAAUCCAAUAGCAUCAGAAAUACACAAGAAAUGCUAUGGAAAUGGCAUCUGCAGACUUGAGUGCUAUGGAAGUGAAAUGUUAGUUGCCCUUUGUAUGUUUCGACUGGAGUGCUGUGUCAAAGGAAACCCUGAACCCUGA